Cantharellus anzutake is the source of this 470-nucleotide messenger RNA. RefSeq lists its product as uncharacterized. Bases 35 to 400 code for a protein of 121 amino acids. The transcript is spliced from 3 exons. The record is from RefSeq and is a predicted model, not a curated record. NCBI's taxonomy places the organism in Eukaryota, Fungi, Basidiomycota, Agaricomycetes, Cantharellales, Hydnaceae.
ACCGUUCCGGGGCAGCGGACACCGGUGGCCAGGCAUGUGCUUUUCAUUAUUGGAUCGCAACUUUUGUCUCGUCUGUGCGUGUCUGUUCGGCCUUGCAAGAAACACCGCUUUUGUUCUCUCCUGGCACUUCGCGGUUAGACACCAUCCUCGGCCCGUUCCUCCUCCUACCCAAGGUAUGAUAGGCCAUUCUAGUGCUCGUUUGCGCAAAUGCAUCAGCAUACGUCAUGGACGUAAAACCCCAUGCUGCAGUAUUAGAAAUGCAAUCCUUACUGGAUUAAUGGAUGUUCGCAUCACACCCCCUCUACCCCCACUUUGGCAUGACCUCCCCAGUGUACUAAUGUAUCACGACUCCUUUCACAUUCAAUCCCAACUCCAUGGUUUAUCGGAUAUGGAUGUUUGACCUGAUAAUCAGAUUGAAGGAGCAAAAGCCGCUAUAAACACAUGUCAGACAGAAUGAUAACCACUUUUCG